ACUAGAAAAUUGGCUUUUUGCGACUAAUGUUUUUGCGACUGAUUAUUUGACCGUCGCAAAAACUAAUAUUUGCAAUAGCACCCUCCUUUUAUUAUACCUAUGCCCUAACAGAGACUGAUUUCCCCUGGACUCUCAUUUCCCCCAAAUCUGAUUUCGCUCGAUCGUGUGUGAGUAAGAGAAUCUGAUUUCCCUCUCUCGAUUUCCCUCUAUAGAUCACCAUGGUCGUCUGAAGAAGUGACCUCCAACGUCGCAACCGCAGAUCACCUUUAGACGAAGCUUUGGUUUGAAUCAAUCCUUCCUCAUCUGCUACAGCUCGGUUGAUUUCAUGGUCAAAGAAACUGAAAAGCUUCGUGCUCGGGUAUGUUAUGCCUUAAUUUAUGAAAGGAGGAAAAUAGAAUGAUUUUAUUGCUAGUUUCUGAUUUAUUUUUUAGUGCAUAUCAUGUUGGAAGAUACAAGAGUCCCAAUGAGCAUCCUUUCUUCCUAGAUGACUUACCAGAUCCAAUGCUGCCACCUCUGCAGUACCCUCAGGUUCUUCAUCCCAUCGCUGGUGCAAUCAAUAUCAACAAUAAAAUAUGGGAUAUGUAUUUUAGGGAUCUUCUUACAAGACUAGUCAGGGAAGGAGAUGAUGGUAACUACGGUUCAGCUACAGUCUGUGACACAAUUUGCUUGCAGGACAGGACUCGACUAAUGGAUUUGCUGACGUAUCCCACUGUGGAAGAGGCGAUAAAGAGUAGUGUAGAGAUGAAAGCCAAAGCUUACGGAAAAGAGGUGAUUGAUAAUAAUAAUGUAGAGGAAGACGGAGCUGAUCCGGUAUGCAAAAUAAAACCAAGCUUGGUUGCUGACCUAUAUAGGGACUAGAUCAUGCCCUUGACAAAGGAAGUUCAAGUUGAAUAUUUAUUGAGAAGGCUUGAUUGAAUUAAGAUCAGUUUCUAAAAAUAAAAUCAUAUAUGUAUAUUAUACUACAAUAUGAAGAAAUAGCGCAAGUUAGCAUAAUAUCAACACCUCAUUCAUCAUUAUAUUUUAAUAUCUUCAGUUGCAUUUGGAUUUUUUUGAACUACAAUUUUUCAAAGCUUAAACACAUUCCAAAAGGUAAGGAAUACCCGGUUCUUUGUAAGAGGUUAGCAACUGAAAGCAAAGGUUGGGUGGAGACUGUUGUCAAUUGCGGGAGAGGAGGAUUUGAGAGGGAGGAAAUUUUACUUGAUUGGAAUGAAAUUGCAGAAGAAUAUGGUAGUGUUGAGGGAGUAGUUGAUAUGAUUGGGUGGGUGAUAUUGAGAGCUAAAUUGAGAAAUUUUUUUUUUUUUUAGUACUUGAAUCUAUUAGUAUUUUGUAUAAAUACUUUUAAGGAUGGUUUGAUGGAUAUUUGUUUUGCAUGUAUAGAAGUUUAUAUUUUGUAUGCACAUUUUAUUUUUUAUUUUUUGAAGAAAUAUAAUUUUGAUGAGGGAAGUGAUGGAAAAUAA
This is a messenger RNA of Camellia sinensis, 1457 nucleotides long. The record is from RefSeq and is a predicted model, not a curated record. NCBI's taxonomy places the organism in Eukaryota, Viridiplantae, Streptophyta, Magnoliopsida, Ericales, Theaceae.